AUGCUCCAGCACGCAGCCAGGACUUGGUCCCGAGCUACUCGAAGCCUCGUUUGCCAUGCUGCGAUGCGGCCAGUCGCGCCAGCUGCUAUCCCUUCCACCUCGGUUUUGGCAUCACGAUGUUUUGCAGCAGCAGCAGCAAAGAAGCCCAAGAUGGAGGAUGGCACCUUGGAGGGUCGAUACGCAACGGCUCUCUUUAUGGCAUCCAUGGACAAGUUGGACAAGGUCUAUGGUGACUUGCAGGGCCUGCGUGAAAUGAUGGAGUCGUCUCAGGAGUUCAAGCUGGCCAUUGAGACUCCCGGGAUCGAGCCGGAGAGCAAGGUGGCCGCCUUCGAGGCUGUCUGCAAGAAAGCCUCCAUCGACGGUGCAGUCCUGAACUUCCUCAAGGUCUUGGUGGAAAACAAGCGGGCCCAUCUGCUGUCCCGCAUGAUCGAUAUCUUUGAGAACUUCUACCGCGCGGAGAAGAACUUGGUUCUCUGCAAGGUGACCUCUGCAGCUUCCCUGUCGGAUGGCCAGAAAAAGCAGGUCGAGGCAGCUAUGCAGAAACGGGCUGAGGGCAGUGGCCUCAGCGACAUCAGCAACCGCUCGCUGAGCGGGAGUCUUGAAUGGAUGGAUGCAUGCAUGCCUGGAUGGAAGGAUGGAUGGAUAGAUUCGGAUAGAUUGGAUGUUGUUAGGUGCCGCGCCGCUGACUAG
This is a messenger RNA of Symbiodinium sp. CCMP2592, 690 nucleotides long. The record is from the annotation of a GenBank genome assembly. Lineage: Eukaryota; Dinophyceae; Suessiales; Symbiodiniaceae.